This is a messenger RNA of Lutra lutra (Eurasian river otter), 3635 nucleotides long. It is a transcript of the gene DPY19L3, whose product is annotated as dpy-19 like C-mannosyltransferase 3. Lineage: Eukaryota; Metazoa; Chordata; Mammalia; Carnivora; Mustelidae. The transcript is spliced from 19 exons. The coding region runs from base 242 to 2410 and encodes 722 amino acids. The record is from RefSeq and is a predicted model, not a curated record. Gene Ontology annotation, molecular function: mannosyltransferase activity. Gene Ontology annotation, cellular component: nuclear inner membrane.
GCGCCCCUUCCUCGCGGCCGCGGACGCCCCCCCGGUCCCCCAUUUCUCGGGUGUCGCGCAAAGCUCCGCCGCUGCCCCGGUGGCCGCUGCCCGGUCCUCUCUGUCCCCACGACGCGUUGCGGGCUGUUGUGAGGCCCCGCCCCCGCGGCCCUAGACGCCCCCCGGCCGGCCGGCCUCCUUCCCCGCCCGGAGCCGCGCGCCAGGACGGCUGAGGCCGCAGGAGUGGUUGGAAGAACAAUGCAUGUAUGUCUUUGACACCAUGAUAUCCAUCAGGCAAAGAAAAGGAGUGAAAACCACAGAAGUUUCUGAGGAUUAUGCAGCACAAGAAGCAAAUGUGAAGUUGGGAAAUAAAUUGCCAUCUGGUUAUACCACUAGAAGGUUGUGGAAGCUUCUGUCAUUCGCAGUUGGUGGAACCAUUGCCCUUUGCAUCGGACUUCUAACAUCUGUCUACCUGGCCACUUUACAUGAGAACGAUUUGUGGUUUUCUAAUAUUAAGGAAGUGGAGCGAGAAAUCUCAUUCAGAACAGAAUGUGGGCUGUAUUACUCCUACUACAAGCAAAUGCUACAGGCUCCAACCCUCAUGCAAGGUUUUCAUGGCUUAAUAUAUGAUAACAAAACUGAGUCUAUGAGGACAAUUAACCUUCUUCAACGAAUGAAUAUUUACCAAGAAGUUUUUCUCAGUAUUUUAUAUAGAGUCCUACCAAUACAGAAAUAUUUAGAGCCAGUUUAUUUUUAUAUUUACACCUUGUUUGGACUGCAGGCGAUCUAUGUCACGGCCCUGUACACAACCAGCUGGCUCCUUAGUGGGACAUGGCUGUCGGGGCUUCUAGCAGCGUUCUGGUACAUCACCAAUAGAAUAGAUACCACAAGAGUCGAGUUUACCAUCCCGCUGAGGGAGAAUUGGGCUCUGCCAUUCUUUGCAAUUCAGAUAGCAGCAAUCACGUAUUUCCUGCGACCAAACUUACAGCCUCUCUCUGAGAGGCUGACCCUUCUUGCCAUUUUCAUAUCAACUUUUCUCUUUAGUCUGACAUGGCAAUUUAAUCAAUUUAUGAUGCUGAUGCAGGCAUUAGUGCUGUUCACGCUGGACUCCUUGGACAUGCUGCCGGCCGUGAAGGCGACGUGGCUGUAUGGCAUCCAGAUGACAGGCUUGCUCCUGGUCUGCAUCCUCCAGUUUUUUAAUUCUAUGAUUCUCGGAUCGCUGCUUAUCAGUUUCAACCUUUCAGUAUUAAUUGCAAGAAAACUUCAGAAAAAUCUGAAGACUGGAAACUUCCUAAAUAGGCUUGGGAAACUGUUGUUACAUUUAUUUGCAGUUUUAUGUUUGACACUUUUCCUCAACAACAUUAUUAAGAAAAUUCUUAAUCUGAAGUCAGACGAACACAUAUUUAAGUUUCUGAAGGCAAAAUUUGGGUUUGGAGCAACAAGAGAUUUUGAUGCAAAUCUGUACCUGUGUGAAGAAGCGUUUGGCCUCUUACCUUUUAAUACAUUCGGAAGGCUUUCAGAUACUCUCCUCUUUUAUGCUUACAUAUUUGUUCUGUCCAUCACAGUGAUGGCAGCCUUAGCUGUCGCCUUCCAUAAUCUCAGUGAUUCUACAAGCCAACAACCCCCGGGUCAGAUGGCGAAGUGCACGAUCCUCCUGAAACCAGAAACGGCUUACAACCUAAUACAUACCAUUCUGUUUGGAUUCUUGGCAUUGAGUACAAUGAGAAUGAAGUACCUCUGGACGUCGCACAUGUGUGUGUUCGCGUCGUUCGGCUUAUGCAGCCCCGAGAUAUGGGAGUUACUCCUGAGGUCGAUCCGUCUUUAUAACCCAAAGAGGAUAUGUAUAAUGCGAUAUUCAGUACCGAUAUUAAUACUGCUGUAUCUGUGCUACAAGUUCUGGCCAGGAAUGAUGGAUGAACUCUCCGAGUUGAGAGAAUUCUAUGAUCCAGACACAGUGGAGCUGAUGAACUGGAUUAACUCUAACACUCCCCGGAAGGCCGUGUUUGCUGGGAGCAUGCAGCUGCUGGCGGGAGUCAAGCUGUGCACCGGAAGGACCCUGACCAACCACCCGCACUACGAAGACAACAGCCUGAGGGAGCGGACCAAAGCGGUUUAUCAGAUUUAUGCGAAGAGGUCCCCGGAGGACGUGCAUGCCCUCCUGAGGUCCUUUGGCACUGACUACGUCAUUCUGGAAGACAGCAUCUGCUACGAGCGAAGGCAUCAGCGGGGCUGCCGGCUGCGGGACCUGCUGGACAUCGCCAACGGGCAUAUGAUGGAUGGCCCAGGAGAGAACGAUCCUGAUUUGAAACUUGCAGGUCACCCUCGCUUCUGUGAAGAGAUAAAGAGGAACCUGCCGCCCUACACAGCAUACUUCACCAGAGUGUUCCAGAACAAAACAUUCCACGUUUACAAGCUAUCGAGAAACAAGUAACCAAGCUCUCUGUUCCGCCUCUAUUUUUGAUAUGUGAAAGUCCAUCCUAAUGAAACUCAGCAGUAACAUUUCAUAUGUCGUUAGAUAGCCUGUAGCCUGUACCACAAAGCUGUGAUAUGAGUAAGUUGUAGAGAUGUUUACACAAGCGUUACCGUCCUUGAAAGUUACUUACACAAGCUUCUUUCUUUUUUAUCUUGUUUCAUUAAUGUUCUUUAGCCUAAACGUUCUCAGCUUCCUAGGAGUGGUCUAGAAUCUCAUUGCUAGGGAGAACACUAAGUGGGCCGCGGUGGCCUGAACAGCCACACAUCAUGGUAGAAAUCCAGAAGCUGUUCAGGAUUGAAAUACUGUUAAUUGACUUCAGACAGUUAGGGUACAAUUGAAUUAAGGGGAUGCAUAAUUAAAUUCUUUAGUGUUGUUUCACUAGUGAAGACCAAUGGAUGGCUUUUUAAAAAGCUCCUUAUCGUCCUAUUUCACCUAAAAAUUUUAUAAUGUUUUCCAACUGUCAUGCUUUUAAUAUUUUUUUUAAAUCAUGUUAGGUCUUUGUAUAUAUCUAAAACUUUUCGUCGUGCACUGUCUGAAAUGUAAAGUUUAGCGCUUCAGUAUAUGUGGUGUGUGUGUGUGUGUGUGUGUGUGUGUGUGUGUGUGUGUGUACGUACGUGCAUGCGGGUGCAUGUUUUAAUGCUGGAUAUAGAAAAGUGUGACAAAUUCCUUAUUGUAAGUCAUGAAAGGAGCAGAAAUGUGAUGUAGCCAUGCAGGUUUUGUUACUGUUUAGUGUUAUUUUAAAAUCUAUUGAUACUAUCCAGCCUAUCCUGCAAGUAAGAAAAUUUUUCUUCAUUUCUUACUCAUUUAAAUUUACUGGGUUUGCAAUAUUUUCUAAACUUUUUGUUUUUAGCCUUUGUAUUUUUUACAGCCUAGAACCUUGCAAAGUCUGAAUAUUUUUAAAAUGUUCUAUCUUACUAAUUCACUAAUACAGUAUUUUUAGCAGAGAGCAUUUUCAUACCAAUUUGAUUUGUGGUCUCCAAUCUUACUGUGAGGACCUGGGUAGUGUUACUCCUUUUCUUACUAAAAGGUAACCAAGUGCCUCUAAGUCAUGCUUAUUUGUAAACAAGAAAGAGGAUCAUGUAUACCUGUUCAAAAAUUUUUUGAUAAUUGCUUUUAUAAUUAAUUUCUAAUGAGGGGGACAUGUAAAAGUUGCUGAUAAAAGCAUACUGCACGUUUAAUUAAA